This is a messenger RNA of Staurois parvus, 321 nucleotides long. NCBI's taxonomy places the organism in Eukaryota, Metazoa, Chordata, Amphibia, Anura, Ranidae. The record is from the annotation of a GenBank genome assembly.
UGAUUUUGCAUUUCCGGGUAGGGGGUGCGUGCAAACCCUACCCUCACCGCCAUUCGCGGCCUCAGCUGUCAAUCACCGGGUCCUGGCUGCUCCUGCACACUGCUUUGUAUGGCUCUGCAUAGCACACACAGAGCACACAAUGUAAAACACACACAGUUAACCUUUUAAUCACCCAUGUUAACCCCUUCCUGCCCAGUGUCAUUAGUACAGUGUCAGUGCUUUUUAUUAGCACUUAUCACUAUAUUGGUGUCACUGGGGAUGUCAGUGACACCAAGUCAGUCCCCCCCCCAGUGUCAGAAUGCCUGCCGCAUUCCUGCUAUA